AUGAUAUGCAAGGGUCGGAACUUGCGCGAAGUGUUCACCGAUGACCACCUUAUCUACUGGAGAGAAUUUGCAACACAAGGGGGAGCGAAAGAUGUAAAGAGACCCGUGCGCGCAGAGACGGACGGACGGGGUCGAGAGGGUGGUAGUCAUAUGACUGAAGAUCGUUUUAUAAACGACAUCUUCUUGCCACGGGUUUUUGUCGGACGGGGGCCGGACGGCUGGCUGGCUGAACGACCUCGACCAAAGCCAGCCAAUCGUCGCGAUUUUGCACAAAACUAG
Messenger RNA from Cylicostephanus goldi, 279 nucleotides. The record is from the annotation of a GenBank genome assembly. NCBI's taxonomy places the organism in Eukaryota, Metazoa, Nematoda, Chromadorea, Rhabditida, Strongylidae.